UUGACGUCCAUCGCAGUUAUCGGUAGUGCUCUGGCGUUGCAGAGUCUCUCCGUGGAGGCUCACCAGGUCGUCUACGUUCCGUCGCCCACUUGGACGCGAGCCAACUCGACGGCUUCCGAGCGUCGUGAGCUCUGGAACCCGCUGUCUUUCCUCGAGAAGGAGGGAUUCAAGACGCAGGAGAACUUCACGCAGUACCAGGUCGACAAUGGCUACAAGAGUCUCCGCGACUUCAUGGAGAGGGCCAAGUACAAGCUGACGGAUGGAGCCGACCAGGCCUGCGGAUGGACCGACCCCAAGGGAAUCCCGCAACAGAUCCCCGAGGACGGCACGAUGCGCACGUCGGGCUACACCCACGACGGACCGUGUGAGAUCUACAUGGGCGACAAGCUGGCCCUCUCGUACCUCAACUGCCACGAGUCGAUCACUGACCAGACGUUCAAGCUGGACUACAGCGGCUGCGGGGAUAGCUGCAUCCUGUACUGGUACUGGCUGGGCGUGCGUAAGCUGAAGGGCAAGUUCUCGUGGCAAGUGUACAAGGAGUGCAUCCCGCUCUAC
Molecule: messenger RNA, 555 nt
Organism: Phytophthora sojae
Lineage: Eukaryota; Oomycota; Peronosporomycetes; Peronosporales; Peronosporaceae
Exons: 1
Source: RefSeq, a predicted model, not a curated record